This is a messenger RNA of Columba livia (rock pigeon), 11326 nucleotides long. Its product is annotated as protocadherin gamma-A12-like. Gene Ontology annotation, molecular function: calcium ion binding. Gene Ontology annotation, biological process: homophilic cell-cell adhesion. The transcript has a single exon. Gene Ontology annotation, cellular component: plasma membrane. The record is from RefSeq and is a predicted model, not a curated record. Lineage: Eukaryota; Metazoa; Chordata; Aves; Columbiformes; Columbidae. The coding region runs from base 2145 to 4652 and encodes 835 amino acids.
AGUCCUUGUCUUCGUGAAGAAGUGAAAUAUCGGGGUAUUCGUCUCUCACUUACAGCAAGCAUCUCGUGGCGUCGCUUUUUGUUUCUUCGGUGUUUACAGCUUCGGGUUCAGCUGAGAGGUGUUGAUUGAAACGUUUAUAUUGGGUAGUCACGCUUUAAAUUAAUGAUCCUGCAUGAUGAAAAACCUGGUGGACGGUUUGUUUUUGAGAAUUGUUUCCAUCCUCAUUACCUUGAACAUGGUUUGUGUAGUUUAUGUUAUGCAGCUGUAUUUGUCUCCUGCACUGUUGUUCACUUUAUCUGUAGCUGCAUCAACAGUUAGUGCAAUUCAAUUGCACUCGUCCAGUUAACAGGCGUGUAAGAAGAAGUUGGACACAAUCAGUUUGUCGUAUGGUUGCAAUGACUCUCCAUUGGGUAAUGCGAGAUACAGAAUAGGUACGGGAGCCAAGGCAGAUGUAUGUGCUAUUCUUCUUGCUGUACUCGCACUGCCAUUUCCACUGCAUGUUUAGGAGAGCAGUGGUUCUGGCAAAGUGAUGGGGUGGAAAUUUUCGAUCGUCUUCCGUACGAAGUGAAGUAUUUAAAGAAGAGUUCCUGCUACUUGGGCUCAUGAGCCUUAUAUAUCUUGUUCUCCGGGGCUGUGACUAUCACAUUUUGUAUUUCAGAACCAGUUUUCUUUUGCUGUCCCUGUAUCAGCCAUUCAAACAUAACCACUAGAAGCAUUCAUGGCGGGAAUUAUGGUUUUGUACAAAUAUGAAAAGACCGUAAUAUUCGGCACCUUAAAAUAAGAUCAAAUAUUUUACUUUUUAUAUUUAACAUAAUUAACAAGUUACUUUCCCCACGUAGAAGAAAUAACACUUUAUUCAGUACCAUAACAUAACAAUAUUGUGUCAUAUAAUAGUACUGUGUUCAGUUUUGGGCCUCUCACUACAGUAAAGACAUUAAUGUGCUGAAGCACAUCCAAAGAAGAGCAACGAAGCUGGUAACGGGUCUGGCGCACAGGUCUGCUGAAGAACAGCUGAGGAAACUUGGGUUGUUUAGCUUAGAGAAAAUGAAACUGAGGGAAGAUCAUAUCGUUCUCUACGACUACCUGAAAGGAGGUUGUAGCGUCUCUUUUUCCGAAGUACAAGAGCUAGGAAAAGAGUAAAUACCCCAAGGUUUGCCAGGGGAGGUUUAGAUUGGAUAUUAGGAAAAAAUUAUUCACUGAGGAGUGUGCUCAGGCAUUGGUACAGGCUGCCCAGGGAAGUGCUGGAGUCACCAUCUCUGGAUAUAUUAAAAAGACGUGUAGAUGUGCUGAUUAGGGACGUGGUUUAGUGGUGGAUCUGGCAGUAUUAGGUUAAUGAUUGGACAUAACCAUUGAAAAAGCACAACCGUUGAAAAGCAUGGCUUAGAGAAAACCCGAUAAGGAAAUCGCAGGUGUCUAUUUAAGGGAGUAUCUUCAUUGCUGCUAUUCAUUGGGGAAUGGGGGAACUAAUGGGGCUGUAUGACUAAUUUUUGAUCUGCAGAAUGAGUGAGAGAAACAUAACGCAAGCACGACUGCUACAAAAAUCUGUGCAACUCGUGGAAGUUGCACAGUUGAUUUUGUGCUACUGCGAUAAGACUGCUAAUAUUCUACACGUCAUGCUACCUUACAUAAAUGGCACAGAUGCGAUUUUCCCGUGCGGUUGAAAUAACAUAACCACAGGACGUCUCAUAUUUCCUCCUUGUAAUCACAUCGAGGAUCAAAGAAUAUCUCGUCUGGAGAAAACCCGAACCGUGAGAUCACCGCUGGAGAAAAAAUCAAUGUCACCGUGGCCACUGACCCGUGGUCGCUGGCUGUGGGUGAGACAGGCCGGACGGACAGCGCUGGGCAGCGCUCGGUGGCUGCAGUGCCGGGAGGAGGCUGCGGGCGCCGCUGUUGACCGAGGAGGAGCGAGAGGAAAGCCGGAGCGCUGCAGGCAGCCCCGCCCGCUGCGGCCCGGCUCGCUCGCUCCCUCGCUCGUUCUCUCGGCGGCCGGGCGGUCUGCGAGCGUCCCUGCGGUGCGGAGCCGUGCUGCAGCGAGGCGGAGGGACCGGCGGCGGCGGCCGUGAGCGGUGAACAGGGAUCGGUAGCAGGAGACGGCGGCGCGGCGUUGCCGUUGUUGGUGCGUUGCCGGCGGGGCCGCGGCGAAGAUGUGGGCGACGGGGAGGCUCUGGGGCUGUCGGGAGCGAGCCCUGCUGUGGAGCGUGCUGGUGGCGGCGUGGGAGGCGGCGUGGGGGCAGCUGCGCUACUCGGUUCCCGAGGAGCUGCCGAAGGGCUCGUUCGUGGGUGACGUGGCCAAGGACCUGGGGCUGCAGCUGCCGGCGCUCAGCGACAGCGGCGUCCGCGUUGUCUCCGAAGGCAGGACGCCGUAUUUCGCCCUGAACGGAAAGACGGGACAUUUAGUGACGGCGGAAAGAAUAGACAGAGAGCAGCUGUGCCGGCUGGUGGAGAAAUGCUUGCUUCGCUGUGAGGUGAUAUUAGAGGGAGACAUGCAAGUUUACGAAAUAGAAGUGGAAAUCACGGACAUUAACGACAACGCCCCCAGCUUCAAGAACAUUGAACUGGAAGAGAAAAUUAGCGAGAUGACAGCCCCGGGCUCGCGGUUUCCCCUGGCCGAGGCUCUUGACCCGGACUCGGGCCUGAAUUCCCUGCAGAGCUACGAGCUAAGCGGCGACGAGCACUUCUCGCUGGCCGUGCAGACGGGUCCCGGCGGGGAUCAGCGUCCCGAGCUGGUGCUGGCGAAGGCGCUGGACCGGGAGGAGGCGGCGUUUCACGAGCUGAUGCUGAGGGCGAGCGACGGCGGCGAGCCGGCGCGGACGGGCACGGCGCGAAUCCGCGUGGAGGUGCUGGACGCCAACGACAAUACGCCCGUGUUCAGCCAGGCGGAGUACACGGUGCGCGUGCCCGAGGACGUGCCCGUGGGCUCCACCCUCGUCAUCGUCACGGCCACCGACCCCGAUGAGGGGCUCAACGGGUAUGUGAAGUACUCCUUGAAGAAGGCGAUGGACUUGUCCUCGGAGAUUUUCCAUCUGGACGUUGAGACGGGAGCGAUCACGCUGGUACGAAGCUUGGACUUCGAGGAAGGCGACUCGUACGAAAUGGACGUACAGGCACGAGACGGCGGGGGCCUUUCCGACACGGCAAGGGUCGCCAUCACCGUGACUGACAUCAACGACAACGCGCCCGAGGUUUCCGUGAGGUCGGCACUGAGAGAGAUCUCUGAGGACGCUCCGUCAGGAACGGUGGUGGCCCUGCUGCACGUGCAAGACCGGGACUCGGGAGCGAACGGAGAGGUGUGGUGCUCGCUGGACGGCGACGUCCCGUUCCGACUGCACAGCUCGCGGGGCAGCUACUACAGCGUGGUGACGGCUCGCGAGCUAGACCGGGAGCAGGUCUCGGAGUACAACGUGACGGUGCGGGCGGCGGACGGCGGGUCGCCGGCGCUGUGGAGCAGCGCGGUGCUGUGGCUACGGGUGCUGGACGUGAACGACAACGCGCCGGUGUUCGCGGAGGCGCGCUACAGCGCCCGCGUACCCGAAAACAACGCGGCGGGCGCGCUGGUGCUGAGGGUGCGGGCGUGGGACGCGGACUGGGGGCAGAACGCGCGCGUGCGGUACCGGCUGGGGGAGGGGCGUGUGCGGGGCGCGCCGCUGUCGUCGUACGUGUCGGUGGAGGCGGAGACGGGCGCGCUGUACGCGCUGCGCUCGUUCGACUACGAGGAGGUGCGCGAGGUGGGGCUGUGGGUGCGGGCGGAGGACGGCGGCGCGCCGGCGCUGAGCAGCAACGUGUCGGUGCGGCUGGUGAUCGUGGACGAGAACGACAACGCGCCGCAGGUGCUGUACCCGCCGGCGGCGCCGCUCGCGGCGGGCGCGGGCUGGGCGGGCGUGGAGCUGGCGCCGCGCUCGGCCGAGCCCGGGGCGCUGGUGGCCAAGGUGGUGGCGGUGGACGCGGACGCGGGGCAGAACGCGUGGCUGUCGUACGAGCUAGCCAAGUCGACGGAGCCGGGGCUGUUCCGCGUGGGGCUGCACAGCGGCGAGGUGCGCACGGCGCGCUUCCCGCUGGCCCGCGACGCGGCGCGGCAGAGCCUGGUGGUGGUGGUGAAGGAUCACGGGCGGCCGGCGCUGUCGGCCACGGCCACGCUGACGGUGGUGCUGGCCGAGAGCGUGGCCGAGCUGCUGGCCGAGCUGGGCAGCGCGGCAUCGGCGGCGGCGCCUGGCGAGCCGGCCGGCAGCCUGACGCGCUGGCUGGUGCUGGCCGUGGCGGCCGUGUCCUGCCUCUUCCUCGCCUUCCUGCUGCUGCUGCUGACGCUGCGCCUGCGGCGCUGGCGCCGCUCGCAGCUGCUGGCGGCGGGCAGCGGCGCCUUGCGCGGCGUGCCGGCCUCGCACUUCGUGGGCAUCGACGGCGUCCGCGCCUUCCUGCACUCCUAUUCGCACGAGGUGUCGCUCACGGCCGACUCGCGCAAGAGCCAGCUCCGCUUCUCGGGCGCCAGCUGCUGCGACACCCUCCCGGCCCGCCCGCCGCCCGACGAGCCCGCGCCGCUGCUCGGGGAGGACCCCGCCGCUCCCCCGGUGAGUUCCAAUGACCGCCCUUUCUCCGUGACGCUUUCCUCUGCUGCUGCUCUGCCCUUUCACUGCUGCGUUCUGCUGUGUCCUGCCUAGGGAGGUUUUGCCUUCAGGGAAAUCAAAACUUCGUUCGGCAACGUGCUGUGUUCUGGUGGUUCUUGCUCUAGAGAGAUGAACGUGGGAUCGUUACUCAGGAGAGGAGAAGGAGGCAGGAGAAGUGGGGCUGCUGUUGGCUUGAGUUUCGUUUGUGUAGGACUUUGGUUUUUUUAUCACAUUGUCACUGUGUUAUGCGUUUUUUCACUGACCCAGUCUGCUGUACGACCAAUGUAUCUUGAUGUUUCUUUUGAGAAGUGUAGUGACCAGACCAUGUCCCGGUGGCUUUUGUUCCGGGGAGGUGAACGCGUGAUCGUUGCUCAGCGUUACAGUUCGUGUGGGAGGCAGGAGAACUGGGGCUGCUGUUAUCUUGAAUUUUGUUAGAGCUGGGCUUUCUGUCUCUAGUAGGCAUCAGGUCAUUUCUCAUUUUGUCUCCUGACGUGUCAUACCGUUUUUCCUGACAUUUUUAGCUCUUCUGAACAAUCGUAUUGCGUUAGUAGCAAAUUGAAGUUUGCGUUAUUAGCACGGUCAUCUGUCUUCCCAACAGCACACGUGGUUGAGUAGGAUGAAAGUGUCUUGAAACGGCACAUAAGCCCCCCGUGUAGAACUGCUAAUCGUUUCAGUUUUCCUCAGCCUUUUUGUUUCUCUAUGAUAAUGUGGAUGAGAAACGAAACGUUUCCUUUUUGUUCCAUAUUGCCAUGUUUUUCAGUGGGUGGAGGAAUGGGCUGGCAACAAGUGGUCCCUUGUUCAUGUCUGCUUGCUUGUUAUAAGAGUGGAAGGGAAUUUUAGACUCUGCAAUGUGAGUUCCAUCUUCACAAAAAAGCUUGGCUAGAAUACAUGUUACUCCAGCUGUACUAGGAGCCCUGGGAGGUUCUUCAUUUGUGUUGUCAUAUUGUCAUCAGUUCUUAACUAACAGCUUAAUUCGGGGCUUAUGACAAACGUCAUAAUGGGAGCUUUGGGAAGAGCAAACUGUGUAUUCACUACCUACUAAAUACCUGAACUAUGUACCUACUCUAAGUGCCAUAAUGAAGGAAAGUAUGCUGUGAUCCCUUCCUUUCAGCAAGUGUUAACUUACCUUACUUGUUGUAAUGAUCUGAAGGUGGGUCUUUGUCUCUGGUUAUGUGUCGAUGCUCUGUGUAUUUUUCAUUCCACGGGUCUAUUGCUGGCCUUUUGAAGGUGUCUUGUUUUUGGUUAUCAUAGUGGUCAGAUUCUAACUGAACAAGUUGUGGUUUCAUAAUUUUGUUUUCUUUUUGCAGUUAUUGAGCAUACACAUGCUAUGAUUCCUUCACUUGUGCAAGUUUCCGUUCUUGCCUUGUUUGUUGUCCAGGUCUAGAGCUGGGUCUCAUUGUGGCUGGUAACCCUGAAAACAUUAGAAGAUCUAUUAAAUUAUUGAGCAGGGGGAGCAGUUUCCAUAUCUCCAAUGAGUUCACCUGUCAGGACAAAGACUUUGAUAUAUUUCUGUUUCCCGAAAAUAUCACUGAAUGACAUGUCUCCCACCUGUGGCUGCCAUGCAGUCAAAUACUGGAUGUGGUCCAUGGUGCAACUACAAGCUGUGAAUGCAGAGCAAGGAGGGUGUGAGGAUGGAUUCCAACCAGGAAAAUUGGUGGGGCAGUGUGGUUUCGGCUGAGCAAAGAUUUGAUUUCAUGUCUGGUGCUAAGGCCUGUACCGUGUUUGCUGUGAUUCCGGAUUCCUUGUCCUGAGAGGCAAUGGUAGUUCUCUACUUUUUGGUGUUUAUGCAAUAGCUGUGCAUGUAGAAUGAUGAUACAUGGGUAGCACAGCUUAUACUUCCUAUGUAAUAUCCCCUUUAUUCACCUCUGUCUCCCUGGAUCAUCGUGGUGUAGAGUUCAUUCAUAGUUGUAAUUUGACUUUCUUUCAGGCCUUUGUUUCCUGGAAGUUGUGAUUAGUUUUCCCCAUAUCUGGUGAGUGCUUUCGCAUUUGAGAGUGUGAGCGUUGUUUUGCAGCAAAUACUUCCUUCAACCACCUCAGACAGAGUUGUGAGGAAGAUGAAGCUGAAUCUAAAAGAUAAUCUAUUCUACUUUCUCAGAAGACUGAGCUCGAGAACGAUGCCCAUGAUAAGGUGAUUACACAUAUGGCAUCCUGUCUGUGGGAGAUGAGUAGGCCACAUAUUAGAAGAACUGCUGAGAGCUGAUGACUAUUUCUUACAAUGAAAUCCCCAACAAUGUAGUCCAGGAGGCUUCACUUGCAGCCUGAGGCCUCAGUGACAUCCAGGUGCUCUCAAGGAUGAAUUUAAAUUCCUGUAGUGAAGUCUUAUAAGUCCUGCCAGUGAGUUUGUCUCACUACACUUUCUGGUGUAAUGAUUCCUUGCAUUGCUUGUUUGAUUAAUGUUUUUGUUUUUCUGUUCCUGGUCUCCUAUAUAUUUAGAUUUACUUGUGACUAUCAACAUAGCUUCAUCUAGCUAUGUCAUGAAUCCAUGUCUCUUGCUCUUGCUACAGUGAAUGUGAAAGGCAGGAGAUGUGAGAUCACCUUUAUUUUCUGUUAUUGUAAACACGACUUAGCAGAAGUCACAUCUCUGAGGAGCUGUGUGUGUGAUAAAAGAGGGGAGAGAUUCUCCCUACGCCGUUAGUAUGAUGACCCAGCCUCUGUUGGGUGACCACUCCUCUUUUACUAUGGCCAUUUAUCCUCCAUGUGGUUUAGAACAUUUUUGUUUCUCCUCAGAAUGGUAGUGAGCAGAGAAAUGUACCUGCCUUCUUGGUGUGAUCGUAGUGUGUUAUAGAAGAACAGAUGGUCGUUUCCUUGCUUGUCAUGUUUAACACAAGCAUGGGCCUAAUGGUGUACCAUUCAAUUUGAGUGGCUUCUGCUCAAUAACUUUAUCCUAAGAAAUGGUAUUCCAUCUGAUUCCAUUCACUUUUGUAUAUUUCUAACUGUUCCCUUACUUGUUGUCAUGAGCUACAACUUGACCCCAAGGUGUCUGAUCAAAUGGGGAAGGUCACAUCUGUUUUAGAUGUCUGAGUGCAGGUGCAAUUCCUGUACACACCUUCUCUCUGAUGCUUCUCUGCCUUUUCCCUGCCAUAUUCUGCAUCCUGGAGGUUUGGUUAUGGAGAAGGCAAAGCUUCAUUCAGCAACGCACUGUGUCCUGGUGGCUUUUGGUCCAAGGAGGUGAUUGUGGGACUGCUGCUCAGCAUUACAGCUGGGGUGGGAGGCAGGAGAAGUGGAGCUACUGCUGACUUGAGUUUUGCUGCACUUAUUCUUUUGUCACUUGGUUUUUCAUUUUGUUCUCUAACGUGGGUUACUGUUUUUCCUGUCAGUAUUAUCCCUUCUGAAUUGACGUCUUGCAUUAUUAGCAAAUGGAAGAUUACGUUUUUAGCAGGGGCACAUGUCUUCCCAGCCACACAUGUGCUUGAGUAGGGUCAGAUUCUCUUGAAAUGGAAUGUUAAUGGCCCCAUGUAUAACUUGCCUUGACAGGUUAAUAAUUUGUAAUUUUAUGCAGCUUUAUUGCUUGUUUCAUGUCAUUACCUGCCUGUCCAUAUAAUAGCACUUGAUCUUAUAUUGUUUAUUAUCUAUUAUAGUUGAAAGUAGUGCAUGAGAAAAAGAGUACUACAUAUUCUUAAUAAAGGUACUGGUUAGAGAGGUUCUUUUCUUUUUCUGUGCUACUUACCAGGUAGUGAGCUGUGUUACUUAUAAGGUGGGCCUUUUACAAAUACAAAAAUAUUUAUAUCUUGAAUGGCAUGCUAGUUGAAAUGUUUUUCUCAAGUCCAUCUUUGCUUCACUUAGUUCUCAUUCUUCCCUUGUAAGACAGCUUUUUCAUUAAAAUGUUGUUAUUUAGGAUGAAUGUAAGCUAUUAUUGGAAAUGCAAGGUAGAGUCAUCUGUGCCUGUUUUGGGGUGGGUCUUGUACUUGUCUCAUGUGUCAGAGUUCCUCACACAAUCUGUUCCUCAGACAGAAGUGACAGCAGUGUCAAUGUUGUGUACCAGAAUGAAGUGUGUGUUUCCCACAUUGGAGGGAAACUUCCUCAACUGGGAUGCCAUUCCCACAUGUCCCUGCAAAUUCCCUGUUGCUUGUGGGAAUUUCCUUGGUUGAAUCCAACUGAGCUCCAAGCAUUCUGUUGAGGAAGAAGGUGGGAGGGGAGCAAUUCCUUGCAAUUCCUUGUUGCUGAGUGUUGAAUUGUGAAAUACAUGUGUGCACAUGACCACUGGUUGGUCACCUUGGUGGUGAUCCACCACUGUGUUCUUCCAAAGACAGAGUGGAGUUGGAGAACUGGAUGUUUCCAGACCAAAUGUUCUUCUUAUAGACUCUAUAAACCUUUUAUUUGGCCUUCAAACUAUGGGUGAAGUGUUAUAAAGAAGAGAGUGUUGUCACAGUUUCUGCUGGGGGGCAUUACAAACAGCAUGGCACUUCAUGAAAGGUCAAGAUAUUUGUGCUGUGAAGGGUUAUUAAUUUGUGCUUUUUAUGUCAGCUUACAGCUUAUUUGGUAUUGCUGUCUCUCGUAUAGCAGUGCUUGAUCUUUCAAUGCUAAGUAUUUAAAAUUGGUGCAAAUGAUUUGUGAGGAAGAGAGUAGCAAGCAUUCCUAACAGUGUUACUGGUUAGAAAGGUUGUUUUAUCCUUCUGUGCUCCUUACCAGCCAGUGAGAACAUUUGGAGUCUUACUGCACACAGAAGGAUUUUGUGAGGACAAACUUGCUGACCACGAGACGCCUGUUCACACAGAGCACCUUGUGGCCUCUUCAGUCGAUGCAAUCUCCAAUGCAUCAUCACUCUCCUGUGUGUACUUUUCAUUUGCUUUACUGUUCAUCAUAAUGUCUUUUACAGAGAGGUGUAGUUAGAGGAGGUCUGUAGCCAAGUAUGUAGCGACAGUAUGUCCUAAUGCUGACAAAAUGUUUGUUUCUUACCGGGUAGAAUUACUCACAGGUUUGCACUAUUAGAUAUAUACAGGUAUUUUCAUUGUGAAUGGCUUAUUAAUUCAAGAUUUUAAUACAAUUCUGUUGUUUGUUGCUUUAUUUAUCACUAUUAUCUUACAACACUAUUGUCUUGUUUUGAUUUACUGUUAAUUAUUUGAAAUGCAUGUAAGCAGCACCUUAGUAGUGCAACCACAAAAUUUCUGAGGAAGGACGAGAUUGUUCAUAAAUACCUGUUCAGCAUGGGUGUAUGGGAAUUGUGGAAGAAUGGCAAGGAAGAGAAUUGUAAAUAAGCUCAAGCAACUGUGACUGGAGUAGAGAAAAAAAACUCAUAAAUUCACACAUUGUUUUACGGAUCUUAUGUGCUCGACAAGUAGACCAUCUCUGUUAGAUAACAUAGGCAUGUGAGAAACUCUAAGGCACCUUACUCUUAUGCCUGUGAUUUCUGCUUUCUUGUGAGAAAGAGCAGAACACAGAAGACUGCACCUGCUUGGAGCCUUGAAAUACAGGCCCAGUGAUCUACCAGGGCUGAAUUCUGUAGUGCCUGUGUCUGUGCUUGUGUCUUUAGAUGCUAGGACCUUAGAUGCUGUUUUGGAGAACCCUGGUAGAGGGUUAACUAGAAUAAAUUUGCUCUUCACAGUUGCAUUCAUGGCCUUUGGUUGUUCUUGCAAUCUGCCUAUGCUGGCUCACACAAUGGGUAAGUGACCCUCUUUUCUGUCUCUCCAUCUGAGGUAGACUGUGACUACUUUGUGCGAAUAGCCUUGUUGCUGAUGAAAAGCCUGUUUUCACAGCCAUGUUAUGUCUGUGCAAUAAUUUACACUGCUACAGUGGAAGAAGCUUGUGAAGGAGAAACUGAGUCCUGUAGGCCAUGUCUUUGUAUAUUUCGAGGGAGCAGCAAGAGUGUCAUAAUGAGGAAAUGAGUUACCACCAGGAACCUCUGAAUGGGCACAGUAGUCAUCCAUGGAGUCAUCUCUUGUUUGGAUCAACCAGAGUUUAGGGAAGUCUACUGUACCUGUAGUUUCCAAAUUCAUGGUCUCUCUAGAACUUGAAACAAUGCAGCUGUUCUUAAUGUGCCCUGCUGUCUCCAUGGCCAUGAACCAAGAUUUGCUGGUUUUCAAGAGACUCUUGCAUUCUGUGAUUUCCUUUGGUUGUUGAGAAGAGGUGGUCUUGGAGUACAAAGAGCUACUGAGGAGGAUCAAGUACUUUUCAUACGUGGUGAAAGGUUUUAUCCUUGCCAUUUUCUGAUGACCCCACACCUGGAGUGUUCUUUGUAUUAUGGGUGCAAAUCGCUGUCUUGGUGUCAUAAGCAAACUGCCUUCUCUAGUGCUGCCCUUCUGACUGGUAAUUGUAGUAUGCUGGGCACGUGGGAACCUUUCUGCUGCACCUCCAUGUUACUAGAUGUGCAUAAUUACCUUGUUCCCUAAAGGAGGUAAUUUUGAAGAAAUGCUUUAAGACGUAGGUCUGUAUUUUUCUUUCUACAAGAGCUUCUCCUCUGAAGUACGCUACAGCUACUGCUACUCACAGCUCGUACAAUUGAAAUAAAAGAGUUGGAAAGAUGAGUGGCAGCAAGAGCAGAAGCUGUUGAUAUAUGUCGGACAUUUACUGCACAGUGCACCUGUGCUCUGCUGUAUGAAAUCUGCUCACUCCUCCACCGCUCGGGAACACGUUCCACCGCCAGACUCUUCACUUCCACGGUGAACAGAGCUGCCUGGUUCGCCUUGCCAGGGAUAUGAGCAAACUCGCCAAAUUGAAAGCCGAAUCUCGCUUUUCAGUAGCCGAUGGCACCGACUCGCGGCAGCAGCUGAGAGCGCGGCUCAGAGCGCAGG